CGGCGGGGCGAGCCGGGGCGCUCUGGCGUGAGGACGCGCCGCGGCUGCCGCUGAGCUGGGCCCGGGACGCGCCGGCCGCCGGGAGCGGGCGCCAGAGCAAACAUGAAUGUUGGAGUUGCCCACAGUGAGGUAAACCCUAAUACUCGUGUAAUGAACAGCCGUGGUAUGUGGCUGACGUAUGCUUUGGGAGUUGGCUUGCUUCAUAUUGUAUUACUCAGCAUUCCCUUCUUCAGUGUUCCUGUUGCUUGGACCUUAACAAACAUAAUACAUAAUCUGGGAAUGUAUGUGUUUUUGCAUGCAGUAAAAGGAACACCUUUUGAAACUCCCGAUCAGGGUAGAGCAAGACUCCUAACCCACUGGGAACAGCUCGACUAUGGCGUACAGUUUACAUCUUCUCGGAAGUUUUUCACAAUUUCACCAAUAAUUUUAUACUUUUUGGCAAGUUUCUAUACGAAGUAUGAUCCAACUCACUUCAUCCUAAACACAGCUUCUCUCCUGAGUGUACUUAUUCCCAAAAUGCCACAGCUGCAUGGUGUUCGGAUCUUUGGAAUUAAUAAGUAUUGAAAUGUGUCUACAGUUGAAUGAAACUGUUAGAGCUACUGUAUUUCCUGAAAGGAAAGUGUAGUUAGUGAACUACGCUGUUUCUGUGAUAAUGCGAAAAAAGAGGUACUUACAUUGGAGGGCCAAAUACUGGGCCUUCAUAGGCUGUCUUAAAGUGCAGAACUCUACUUAGGGAUGGCACUGUCUAAUGUGCGUGGUAUAUUUCUGAAAGAGGCUUUACAGGCAGGCUGGGCAGGCCCAGCUUAUAAAAUGGUGGUAGCACAAUGAGGGUACAGUAACUAAACCCAAGGAAAUGAGGGAUUUGUAUGAAACCAGGACCAGCUUAUAGUAAAUGGGCAUUAUGUUACAGAAGGAAAAAAAUUCCAAUCAUUCAUAGUCAGUUUAAGCAGACUUAUAGAAAGCAGAAUCACCUGUAUACAUGUUUUUAUUACUGUACACAUUCCACUUUAUAUGACAUACACCCUCUUGUUUUAUACAAUCCCCUUCCUACCUUAUAUGUGUACUUUUUUGGUUUUCCCAGUUAUUUUGUGUUGAUAAAGGAGGUCAUGUUUGCAUUUAUUGCAUUACAGAGUUUGUGAAGGUUCACCUUCGUGCCUCACUCUGACAGGAGAUAGGCAGGUAUAAUAGGACAAGGCUCUAAGUCAACAAUCUCAUUUUGGAACAAAGUGGGUUUUACUGCUUUUCCAGAAGCAAAGCUGCUAAACCAAUUAAAUGAAUAAUUUAUUUAAAGUAGCUGAGAUUUUGUGUAGCUUGAAAGUAUUGUUCAGUUGGUGGUGCAAGCUGUUAAGUCUGUCAUUCUUUAGAAAAGGAAAUGCAGUAUGCAGCCAACUGCUAUGGGCAGAACUGAAACAAUGAAUUCUCUGUUAGCAAGUCUAAAGUAACAGAUAAUAUUGUAUGGUCUUAGUCUCCUGCUCUUGAUCCCCGCAGUUUGCCUAUUAAUGUUUCCUUUAAAUAUGCGACAAUGUCAAAUGGUACCUAUGUCCACAGCAACAACUAUAUUGAAUUCUUGUGACUUGGGGACUUCCUAGAGUUGCUAGCAUUAAUUGUAUGAAAUUACUACUACUAUGAGGAGUAAAUACAUUUCUAAAAUGUUAAAAGAUAAAGCUGAAAAACUUAGUAGCAUAAGAUUAAAAACUGUUGUAGACCAAUUUGUAAAUCGAUUUGUGGGAAUAAACAGACUUUAAGGGUAGUGAUCAUUGUUUCAUAUUUCAAAAGUACUGAGUUUAGAAAUCACUUGUAUAAUACUGCCUUUGUAUGUUUGUCUUUAUGUGUUUUUAAAUAACUGGUAAUUGAUGCUUUAAUAAAAAAAGUUUUGUGUGUGUUUAA
This is a messenger RNA of Psammomys obesus (fat sand rat), 1887 nucleotides long. It is a transcript of the gene Ormdl1, whose product is annotated as ORMDL sphingolipid biosynthesis regulator 1. The coding region runs from base 103 to 564 and encodes 153 amino acids. Gene Ontology annotation, cellular component: endoplasmic reticulum membrane. Gene Ontology annotation, biological process: intracellular sphingolipid homeostasis; ceramide metabolic process; negative regulation of ceramide biosynthetic process. The record is from RefSeq and is a predicted model, not a curated record. NCBI's taxonomy places the organism in Eukaryota, Metazoa, Chordata, Mammalia, Rodentia, Muridae. The transcript is spliced from 4 exons.